AUGUCUUUCUUCCGGAAACCCUCUGACCCGCAUCCAACACCAACCCUCUUCCCCACAUUUCUUCUCCCCGCUAUCCCCUUCCGCCGGCGGUCCCGGCAGUCGAGCACUGACUCCGACACUUCUAUCCUCUCUUCCUCAACGACCGCCACUUCGCCAACCGCUACUCUACCAGAUCUCGAUCCCACCCCAGUCAUAUCUCCUGAAGGGAAGUUUCUCUCCGGCCACGCCUCCCACCUUCGCUGCAGCAAAUGCAGCACCGACCUGUGCCUUACUUCCCAAAUCAUCAGCAAAGGCUUUACCGGUCGUCACGGGCGAGCCUACCUUGUCCAGGGCCAACCCUCCUGCACAACCCUCCACUCCCACUCCGGAACCCUUCCCAACACCUACCUGGACAAAGCCGUCCCGAGACAACUGAUCAGUGCUGGGAUGGAAAUACGUCGAGGCACAGGAGGAAAGCCAGCGAUACAAAGUCGGCAAAUUCAUCCUAGAGACGAAGAGAAUCAUGGGCGCCGUGGAUUGCGGAGAAUGUGGUAUGAUGAUUUCGACUACGCCGGCGCUAGAGACGACAUAGCGUCAGACCGAAUGUAUGGGGUGAAGGGUGCAGAUGAAGCGGUCGAAUUUGACAGCCAGGACGAGGAUGAAUGCGAGGAUCUCUUUGCUGGGGUGUGGAGUCCGGAGUUGGCGUUGAAAAGGCGGAGGGGCAGGAAGUUUGGGAGGGCUGAUGGUGGCGUUGGCGGAAGUGGUGGCAGAGCCAAGGGUGAGGACGUGGGGUGA
Molecule: messenger RNA, 774 nt
Organism: Endocarpon pusillum Z07020
Lineage: Eukaryota; Fungi; Ascomycota; Eurotiomycetes; Verrucariales; Verrucariaceae
Exons: 2
Coding region: 1-774 (257 amino acids)
Source: RefSeq, a predicted model, not a curated record